Messenger RNA from Phoenix dactylifera (date palm), 4534 nucleotides. RefSeq lists its product as uncharacterized. The record is from RefSeq and is a predicted model, not a curated record. NCBI's taxonomy places the organism in Eukaryota, Viridiplantae, Streptophyta, Magnoliopsida, Arecales, Arecaceae. Gene Ontology annotation, biological process: mRNA catabolic process. Gene Ontology annotation, cellular component: CCR4-NOT complex.
AGAACUGUCUCGGUCCGCCGCCGGUACGGCUCGGAACGUCCCGAACCGAGCAGUUCGGGACGGUUCUGCGGACCUUAUUUAGUUGACUAACUGCAAGUAGUUACUGUAGCAUAUUGUCUCUCAUACCAUAAAACUAAUAGAAAAGAAUGGGGGGGAAGGAGAAGGGGUAUAAGAAUUAUAGUACUAAUCUCUUAUCACUGAUUUUAAGGCCUUAUUUUUCAUAGGCAAUAAUGAGCACAUCAAUAGUAUUAGCGCCACAACAAAGAACUGACUGACAAUAGGUUGGGUAAAUGUAAUUUCACAUGGUGAUAAGUAAGCUUAGUGUCAAAUGCUAUUCUGCUCAAAGGACCAAGCACAAGAAUGCAGUUAAAAGGAUCGAAGAAAUAUGUUACGGUUGCGUCUAACUAAAUUUAAUCAAAUCAAACUCAAGGAGCUGGGCUGAGAUUGUCUUCAAUGAAUCUAAUAGCAAACAUGCUGAGGAUAAUGUGUAGACCUGUGAGACUCUAUACUUCCACCAUAUAUCUACAAAAGGCUACAAUUUUCAUGACAAAAAGGCAUCCUAGUCCACAAGGCUCCCAUAUUGCAGAUUUGAGGAGGAUCAGAUGUAUGCAGCUUUACUCCGCCCAUAGAGAGACUAUUGCCGUAUUUCGAAACCGUGACACCCAGUUCAUAAUAGAGCAAUCUUAUAAUUGCUCUAAGGCUUGCCCUCAUAUUUUUUAUAAUCAUUUAACAAAUUAUCCAUCCAUAAAGUAUUGCAGAAUGAUUUUGAGCACAGGCUUAAUGAUAGGAGAAAAUGAUUUCACAUAAUCAUCAUUGUACUCCUGACUAAAGUUGCAGGUAAAUUGUCUUAUAGUGAUCCACUUAACUAAAUAUUGAUCUUAUAACAAUGACAAGUCAAUUGUCUUAUAGUGAUCCACUUAACUAAGUAUUGAUCUUAUAACAAUGACAUUUAAAGGCAGGAACCUUCUUGUGGAAAAGGGAAACAUGUUUCCAAGUAUGGGUAUACAAAAUCAUCUCUAGCAACAGACAUAGGUUGCAUCCACUUCUGUACUGUGUUACAGUGAAUAGUUGGAAGAAAUGACUUUUAGCUGGAGGAAGUUAAUCAAAUAUGGUAAAGUCAGCUAGUUGGUUGACUGUUACAACUUUUAGCACUCGGAAGAAGGUAAUGGGGAAGCAAGUUGGGGCAGCUUGUCCACAAAAUGGCAUGAUUAUGAAGGUAAAUAUGGGGGCUGGGUGGCGGGUGAGGUGCAAGACUGCAGUAGUAAAACUCAAUUUCCCAGUCUAAGGAACCUUGAACAAAUGAGGUGAAGAAUGUGAAUAUGAAGAAAAAUGAGCUUAUUAACCAUAGAGGGUGGAAGAGUUCUAGGUAGUCUAUUAAGGGUAUAAUAUUGAAGGCGCGUAAAAAAAAAUGACAUGUUCAACAACAAGAAUUGUCAUGCAAUAGGAUUGCACGAUCUGUAGCCCUCAUACUAAAACUGCCUAAAACAGAACUUAGCAGGCAAAUCAAAAGCCUAUCAUCAUUGAGAGCUCAAGGAAGAAAUAUUAGGUAAGAGCUCAAGCAACUAGUGAAUGAGAAUAAUCUUCAAGAGUAAGGCCAAUUAGAGCAGACUAGGGCAUUUUCUUAAGAAUGUACAUGUUGAUAAGAGUGACAUCUGCCUGGAACUUAAAAUGGGAAUAAAGGCAGAAUGAAGUGGAUGGUAUUAAGAACAUGACAGUUCUUGGGUGGCACUUUUUUGUUUAAAUUUUCCUAGACAAGAGUGUUGAGGAAUGGUGCCCUGAAAGGAAAACUGGAUCUCAAAAAUGAUAUACUUUUCUCAGCAGGAUUUGGAUCACUGGAUUGGCUAUCUUUUCUAUCAUGUCGUCUCAAAACAAACAUGGUACGGGGAGGCCCCAGGUUUGAAUCCAGUUGAUGGCAUUCCUAUCAUGUUUCCUGAAAUAUUCUUCAAAAUAAUGAUUCAAUUGUCGCUAGCAUGGGUCUGCUGUGUCAUGUCAUCUAAAAACAAAGGACCUAGAAACAAACAAAAAUCUCUUCCAAUAGAAAAGCUAAAAAGGAUCAGCGGAUGCCAGAAAUAUACCGGAAUUAGGAUAAGAUAAUCAUUAAUAAUUAAAAGAAAUAAAUUGAACCAAAGAAUAUUUUUAACUUAUGAUUUCCAUCAAAUUUGAGCUCUAAGAUCACAUUAUCCAAUCAAUUAUCUCCAAAAAUUUAAACUAAUGGAAAAAAGUCAAAAUGUAUAUCAAACUUAAUGGACUACUCAAAAAUAUGAGACAAGUAUCGCUCUUAUCUCUAAAAUGAGAUUCUUAUAUGUGGAUAUAUACAUAUAUUUCUAUUUUGAUAUGUAGAUUCAAAUCAUUAUUCUCCAACUAUGCGACUUUUUUAAGUAAAAAAUUACUGAUGAAUACAUUUUUUUCAUAGAUGUACAUAGAAUUUAAAUCAUUGCUCUCCAAUUAUUUUCGCUCUAGGUGGGGUAAUACUGACACUCUAUUAAAUUUCUAACCUCUCUCAAAUUAAUGAUAUUCUAACCACUUUCACUCAAUGGAACUCUCAUAAAUAAUUUGGAUGUCAAUAACUUGCUCGUAGAGGAAGAAAAAUCAAAUUAUAAAGGAGUGCUACUUGUACACUUUCGUGUAGGUGGAAAAACUCUGCACAUGAAAACAUGGGGCACUGACCAUGCCAAUAGAAUUAAUGACCAUUUAUAAAAAAAAAUUUAACCAGUUAUUUUUUCUCACUUUUAAGUCUUUCCCCUUGAGUCCUCACCCAUCUUUCCUUCUCUCGGAGCUUCACUCCACCAUUGAGUACGCCUCCUUAUUUUUGCCAUGGUUUAUCACAGCUCAUAAUUCACAAGUAUAUGAUCUAACCCCUAAUUGGGUUAAUGGGCUGACUAACCUCUGUUUAGAGGCCCAACAAAUAACCUAAUCAGUUGCUGCAAUGUCGGAAGCUACCUCAGCCCAAAUUUUUUACAUGCAAUGUGACGAAAUUCAGAUACGGAUACAUUCCCGCCAAAGGAAAUCUCAUGACUUCGUCUUCCCUAUUUAAACCCUUCCCCACCGCCCACCUUCCCACCGACGUCUCUCUCUCUCUCUCUCUCUCUCUCUCAGCCCAAGAAAUUUGAAGGCCGGGAUAAAUGGCGGAGGUGGAGGAAGGCCUCGGCGACCCGGAGCAGAAAGAAGAGGAGCAGCGAUGGGAGGAAAGAACUCUAAGCCUCCUCCAAGACUCCAAGAUCGAUCAAGAGCUCUCCGGGGCGAAGGAGGCGAAAAAGUUGGGCAAGAAGCACAAGGUGAAGUGGAUGAAGAGGCCAAUGACCAUGCCCCAGGCCAUCGUCGAGUUCGUCGAUGAAGAUCUUAGGGAGAACGCCAUCAGAUACCUAAGCAACUACCUCGUCGAGAAAAGGGAGGAAGAUCCAGAUAAUUACCACCGGGCUGGUUUUUUGGUGUUCAAUUCCUGUGCUACAAUGUCUGUAUUGUUGCAGGAGAUUGUGGGGUUUUACGUGAAGAUGGUAAAUGAAACUCUCAAUGUGAGAUCCAUUAAACGUCUUGCUAAUGUUCUCACACUUUUUCAGAGUGUUGCAGCUAAUGGUGAAACAAGGCAGAAGUUUGUUGAUUCUUGUGUUCCAAACUUCUUGGUUCCCUUGAUACUAUUUGAAAACAAAAUCGAGGUGUUUGACAAUAUUCGUGCAAUUGCUCUCUCGGUUAUUGGAAUUCUAUGCCAGGGUAGAGAGCCAAGUAUCAUCCGGUGGGCUAUUGAGAGUGAUAUGGUAGAAGUGUGUCGCGCCAUUGUAGAGACAGGAAGUGAGCUUACUAAAGUGAUUGCAAUGCACAUCCUUGAAGCUAUACUUCAAGAUGGGUUUGGGAUAUCUUAUGUUUGCAAUCCCAUUUGUGAUCACCUGCUCAAAGGAUUGAUAGAGACAUGGGACAAACAGGUCAAUCUUCUGGCUGUCGACCAAGACCUUUCUCCACGUCUCCUCUUCCACAUCAUCAGAUGCUACAUUAUUCUGUGCAAACAUGAUAGGGGAUAUGUCAUUGUGAUGAACAGUCUCCCAAAUGCUCUCACAAAUGGUUCCUUUCAUGAAGUGACAGAGGAGUUCCCAGUAAUCAGGAACCUGAUGCAUCAGCUUCUCCUCAAUGUUGGCAAGAUCGUAGAACAUCCAAUAUUGAGAGAUCCAGUUCAAGUGCAUAUAGUGAAAGGGAAUAUGCUAAAAUCUGGUCUUUGCAUAUGCGAUCCUGUUCCCACUGAUGUGAUGGUGCCAAAACUUAUUACAAAUGAACAAAUACCUUUUUACCAUCUUCUCUUGAAUGUUACUAAUAGUAAUUUCGAUUAGAUAGGACUGGCUUAUCAAUGUUGUACAAGUGCCAUCUCAUUGCAGUUUUUGGAAGGGGAGAAUUACUUUAUAAUUCUUUCAUAUGCCUGCUUUUUCUAUUUUUUUCCUGUAAAUACUGUGCAACAUUGCAAGUUCUCUGUCAUACACGUCAUUGUGGCAGUAAAUAAGUUGACUGUAUCCAAAAUUCUGAAAUCAAAGAUAACAAGUUUUGGCUAAUA